AUGCGGGACUACGACGAAGUGACCGCCUUCCUGGGCGAGUGGGGGCCCUUUCAGCGCCUCAUCUUCUUCCUGCUCAGCGCCAGCAUCAUCCCCAACGGCUUCAAUGGCCUGUCGUCCGUGUUCUUUACGGCGACCCCGGAACACCACUGCCGGGUGCCGGACACCGCGAACCUGAGCAGCGCAUGGCGCAACCACAGUGUCCCCGUGCGGCUGCAGGACGGCCGCGAGGUGCCUCAGAGCUGCCGCCGCUACCGACUCGCCACGAUCGUCAACUUCUCGGCGCUCGGGCUGGAGCCCGGGCGCGAUGUGGACCUGGAGCAGCUGGAGCAGGAGGGCUGCCUGGAUGGCUGGGAGUUCAGCCAGGACAUCUACCUGUCCACCAUCGUCACCGAGUGGAACCUGGUGUGUAAGGAUGACUGGAAGGCCCCGCUCACAAUCUCCUUGUUUUUCGUGGGUGUGCUGAUGGGCUCCUUCAUUUCGGGUCAGCUCUCAGACAGGUUUGGUCGGAAGAACGUGCUGUUUGUGACGAUGGGCAUGCAGACAGGCUUCAGCUUCCUGCAGAUCUUCUCGAAGAACUUUGAGAUGUUUACCGUGCUGUUUUUCCUUGUAGGCAUGGGCCAGAUCUCCAACUAUGUGGCAGCAUUUGUCCUGGGAACAGAAAUUCUUGGCAAGUCAGUUCGUAUUAUAUUCUCUACGUUAGGCGUGUGCAUAUUUUAUGCAUUUGGCUACAUGCUGCUGCCACUGUUUGCUUACUUCAUCAGAGACUGGCGGAUGCUGCUGCUGGCACUGACGGUGCCGGGGGUGCUGUGUGCAGCGCUGUGGUGGUUCAUCCCUGAGUCCCCCCGAUGGCUCAUCUCUCAGGGACGAUUUCAGGAGGCAGAGGUGAUCAUCCGUAGGGCUGCCAAAACCAAUGGGAUCAUUGCACCUUCAACCAUCUUUGACUCCAAUGAGCUACAAGACCUAAGCUCCAAGAAGCAGCAGUCCCACAGCAUCCUGGAUCUGGUUCGAACCCGGAACAUCCGGAUGAUCACCGUCAUGUCCAUAAUUCUGUGGCUGACCAUAUCAGUGGGCUACUUCGGGCUCUCCCUUGACACCCCUAACUUGCAUGGGGACGUCUAUCUGAACUGCUUCCUUUCGGCCGUGGUUGAAGUCCCAGCGUAUGUGUUGGCCUGGCUGCUGCUGCGGCACCUGCCCCGACGAUACUCCAUGGCCACUGCCCUCUUCCUAGGUGGCAGCGUUCUUCUCUUCGUGCAGCUCGUGCCCCCAGAGCUGUAUUACUUGGCUACAGUCCUGGUGAUGGUGGGUAAGUUUGGAGUCACAGCUGCCUUUUCCAUGGUCUACGUGUACACGGCCGAGCUGUACCCCACAGUGGUCAGGAACAUGGGCGUGGGAGUCAGCUCCACAGCAUCCCGCCUGGGCAGCAUCCUGUCUCCCUACUUCGUUUACCUUGGUGCCUACGACCGCUUCCUGCCCUACAUUCUCAUGGGGAGUCUGACCAUCCUGACAGCCAUCCUCACCUUGUUCCUCCCAGAGACCUUUGGCACUCCACUCCCAGAUACCAUUGACCAGAUGCUAAGGGUCAAAGGAAUAAAAUACAGACAGACUCCAAGCCACACAAGGAUGUUAAAGGAUGGUGAAGAAAGCCCCACAGUCCUUAAAAGCACAUCCUUCUAACACAACCUCCAGUGAGAAAGUGAAGAGGAAAGACUUUCUUAUCAGAAGUGGCUUGUGCAGACACUGGUCCUUCAGUGGCAAAGGUCUUUGCUGUUGAUUCCAUGGAUGCUGUGUCUGCCUUGCUCAUGGAUGGACACCCAAACUCAGCUGCUUAUGGUCCUAGACACUACCUUUCUCCAGGGACUCUGGCUACUGAUAGACAACUUAGGAUAAAUCCUAACCAUUACAGUGAUGGACUUGGCACUUCCUAAGAUGUUAACCACUAACUGGAACCAGUAGGAUCUGAACAAAAUAGGAGAGGCCUUUGUUAAAUUUACAUUUUAAUUUCAGACAGCCUAAAAAGGCCUCUGAUAGACCUGAGGGUCUAGUCCUCCCCUCCCCAACCCCCACCCCGCGAAACAUCUUUUCCCCGUUUCCCUCUAAUGGUGCCCUUUAGAGGAAGAGAAGUAAUUUCACAGGAAGUUUGGUUUCUCAUACUUUCUCAGUUACAAAGGAUAUUGUUGCUUCCCCAGGGCAGGAGAACACAGGUCUGGGGAAAGCUAGAAGAAUUUAACAUGGAGGAAACUGAGCAGGUACAGAACAUAGACAAGUGCUUUGACGCACGAGCACUUAGGCCACUCAGACAGACUACUGGGUAGACUCGUUUACAUCUGAUCGAAGCACUGGGCUUGUCUGGGCCCACAGAGAUGCAUCACCGAAGCUACUAUACGUGUUUUCCACUGCUGUGUGAAUCAGGUCUCCUAGCUACUAUGGUUUCUAACAUAUGGUUUGAAGGAAGUAAAUCAGUGAAAGAGACAAGCAAACUUGUCUCUUCUCCCAAAACUAUAAUGUGGAUUUUGAUUGUUUGUGUUUUAUUUGUUGGUUGUUUGUUGUUAUGCCUUUUUUCUCCUUAAGUUAUUUGCCCUUCAGAAUAGACUUAGGAAAGGCUGGCUCCUCAGCCUCCUGGUUUUGUCUUUUGUUUCAUGGUUUGUUCGUUUCAUCUCAGAAUCACUCUGGCAACGGUUUGCAGUUGCCACCUCUGCAAGGCCUCGCCAGCCUUAGCUAUACUAGCACUUCUCUGAGUGCCAAAAAUUAUGUCAUUGUAUGUGUUCCUUUUGUGAUACUUAAUCAUGGGGAAAAAAUUACAAAGAAGAAAGUUAAGUUGUGCUCACAGUCUUUCAGAGUUGCUCGCUUAAGUGGUUUAACACUGGGAGAUACUCUGUGUUCAAUGUAAAAUUGUCUUCUCUUUUCUGAAUAUGUUACCAUGGUACUCCUAGAGCAUAUGCUUCACCUGGUUUAAAAAAAAAAAAGUAUUUUUGUGAAAGCUACUGAAGUGC
Messenger RNA from Budorcas taxicolor (takin), 2990 nucleotides. RefSeq names its product solute carrier family 22 member 5 (gene SLC22A5). Gene Ontology annotation, molecular function: ATP binding; transmembrane transporter activity. The coding region runs from base 1 to 1674 and encodes 557 amino acids. The record is from RefSeq and is a predicted model, not a curated record. Lineage: Eukaryota; Metazoa; Chordata; Mammalia; Artiodactyla; Bovidae. Gene Ontology annotation, biological process: carnitine transport; transmembrane transport. Gene Ontology annotation, cellular component: membrane. The transcript is spliced from 10 exons.